GUCGUAUCACUGCGUCUACUAGCCAUUUGUUUACUUGCAGAAUGGGUGGAUUUCAUUGCAUUGUUGGUGUGGGUGUGACCUGGGUCCUGUGUAUGUCAGUUCUGACUGCCGAUGACUACUAUUCCUCCUCAACAUGGUCGCUCGAUCCAUUUUUGGGAUCUUACGAUAUGAUUUGGGCGCAGCAAAUCAAUAUGAUCAACUUCACCGGCGGAAUUAUUGGUAUUCCCCUUGCCGAAGUAGCAACCGGCGAGCGGCAGACUUUUAAUAAAACCAUCGACGGCAAAUACCAGCAGACUGUGGGUCGAACCGAUCCACGGUUUGAUGCGAUCAUAGUUUUUGAACUGAACAAACCUGGAAUUGUCAACAUACCCAACACCAGUCAAACGAUCAACUACACUUUCAUUAUGCUGAAUGCCACAACACUGCAAGGCACAUACGAAUGGAACUUUGGAGACCGCAUUGCCGAUUUCACCAUCACCUUUGCGUUUUAUCCGGAUGCCAGUGGCUUCUUUGAUACCGUUACAUUGACAAAGCCAAUGAAUCUGGUGGCCACCGCUCCAUUUUAUCGGGUCAAAUCUGGCGAUACCGGACCAAUUACACUUGGACCUUCGUAACAAAGAUGUCGUCGGAUCGUCGUAUUUUAAACGUCAAAAUUAUGGGCCAAUUAUUUAUUGAUCUUAAACUUUGAACCAAAGCCGUUUUUUAAUUAAUUUUGUAAUGGACAAAUGAGACAUUACACGCACGUCACUGCAGAAACGAAACUGAUGGUGAAAGCAACGAAAUCAUACAGAUUUUACAAAGUCCAUGUUUAGGCUUUUUCAAAUCAGAACAGCUCUUUUUCAAAACAUUUUCGGAAAUAUGUAAGUGGCUGU
Molecule: messenger RNA, 872 nt
Organism: Paramacrobiotus metropolitanus
Lineage: Eukaryota; Metazoa; Tardigrada; Eutardigrada; Parachela; Macrobiotidae
Exons: 4
Coding region: 42-614 (190 amino acids)
Source: RefSeq, a predicted model, not a curated record